CGUGAUUCCCUUCAAGCUGUCAUGGCUGCUGUGAGGAAGCUGCAGAAGUGUGUUGUUUCUCCGACGGGGAAACAUUCCGCCUCCGUUAUUUUCCUGCACGGCUCAGGUGACACUGGGCAGGGAUUGAGAGCCUGGGUCCGUGAUGUGAUAGUUCCAGAUCUGGCUUUCACCCACAUCAAAGUCAUUUACCCUACAGCUCCAGCUAGGCCAUACACACCCAUGCGAGGGGCUCUGUCUACUGUCUGGUUCGACCGUCACAAGAUCUCACGGGACUGUCCAGAGCACCUAGAGUCCAUAGAUGCCAUGUGCAGCACCUUAGGGUCCAUCAUUCAGGAUGAGGUCAAUGCUGGGAUUCCCAAACACAGGAUCAUCAUUGGGGGAUUCUCCAUGGGCGGAGCCAUGGCUCUCCACCUGGGCUGUCGGUAUCACCCUGACGUAGCUGGAGUGUUUGCACUGUCCAGCUUCCUCAACAAAGACUCCGCCGCUUUUAAGGCCCCGGAAGAGCACUUACGAUCAGGACACUCCCUCCCUGAGCUGUUCCAGUGCCAUGGGACCAAUGAUGACCUGGUGCUUCAUCAGUGGGGAGAGGACACGUCAGUGCUGCUGAGGAAGACUGGGAUGACCACCACCUUCCACUCCUUCUCAGGCCUCUACCACCAGCUCUCCCAGCCUGAGAUGGAGCUGCUGAAAAGCUGGAUCCUCAGCAAGCUUCCCCCAACUACCUCCACCUGACUCACUCUGACUCACAGUUAACUGUCUUUCAUUUUAUCAGUAAAUACAGCUUCUUUCUUA
Messenger RNA from Scomber scombrus (Atlantic mackerel), 792 nucleotides. RefSeq names its product lysophospholipase like 1 (gene lyplal1). Gene Ontology annotation, biological process: protein depalmitoylation. Gene Ontology annotation, molecular function: palmitoyl-(protein) hydrolase activity; carboxylic ester hydrolase activity. Gene Ontology annotation, cellular component: cytoplasm. Lineage: Eukaryota; Metazoa; Chordata; Actinopteri; Scombriformes; Scombridae. The transcript has 5 exons. The record is from RefSeq and is a predicted model, not a curated record. Bases 22 to 732 code for a protein of 236 amino acids.